This is a messenger RNA of Colossoma macropomum (tambaqui), 850 nucleotides long. RefSeq names its product reprimo, TP53 dependent G2 arrest mediator candidate b (gene rprmb). The record is from RefSeq and is a predicted model, not a curated record. NCBI's taxonomy places the organism in Eukaryota, Metazoa, Chordata, Actinopteri, Characiformes, Serrasalmidae. The transcript has a single exon. The coding region runs from base 239 to 562 and encodes 107 amino acids.
CUCCUGUCACACGCGCUCUCACUCGGGACGGCAGAUCUGUGAGGGAUGGGCGCAGCAGACUUCAGCGCCCAGUCGUCUGUCUCAGCGCCACAAGCCUGCGGGUCUCUCCGCCGCCGCUCUUCAUGACUGAGCUCUUCAGAGAUCCUCGCCGGUCAGCCUCGGUGAAUGUCCGCGGGAAACUUGGCGGAGUUGUUCGGCGCACCUGUUAGCGUUUCUCCAGCGGACUGCGCGGCUCAAGAUGAACUCGACGGCGUUUAACGACACGGACGCGAGCUUCUUCUCCAACAGCAGCAGCAGCAGCGAGAGCUUCCUCGCGUGCUGCAACCUGUCCUCGGCCGUGACGGACAGCGGCUUGGUGAGCUCGGCGCUGGACGAGCGCAGCACCUUCAUCAUGAGCGUGGUGCAGAUCGCGGUGAUGUGCGUCCUCGCGCUCACGGUCGUCUUCGGCAUCUUCUUCUUAGGAUGUAACCUUCUGAUCAAAUCCGAGGGAAUGAUCAACUUCCUGGUGACGGACAGGAGGUCCUCCAAGGACGUGGAAGCGGUCAUCGUGGGCUCGUAUUAGUGCGUAAAGCGCGCUGGCUGGCCGGUGGGAAGCCGUGUGGAUGUUGCCAUCUCAGUGAACCUGCGCUCCCCAAUCCCUACACCCUUCAAAAACAUGGUUCUUCCAGGGUUCUCUAGUAAAAGCGAUGUUCUGUUUAGAACCAUGUGCUCCAUACAGGACCAUUUCGUGGUGGUGAAGCUGUUGAUGUUGCAUGUAGCACUAAAAAGCGUUCUUCAACUGUUAUCACGUCAAACUUGUAACAAAAGGAGAACCCUUUUUGGUGCUAUAGAGAACCACUGUUAAAAAUGU